CUGCGUAAUUCAAGGAACAGACUGAGCAGGAAAAUACUGCCUCAAAAGUAGUAGUGAAAAGAUCCAAUCACAAAGAAAGAUGAACAGUUCUAAGUGCUUUUAUCUCUUCAAUUGCGAUAAGACGUACGAUUUAGAUGUUGUUGAGAAAUUGUUGGACGUCAUUCAAACGAAAACGACGGGGAUCGAUAUACAAUCGAAGAAGAAAUAUUUUCGCCUCCACCAUAUGCCCGAGUUAACUAAGACUAUUGAUGACCAGACUAGUGAUGGACAAACGAUGGAUUAUGCUAUUUUUGCUGUUCAUGCACACGAAUCUAGGCUGUCGAUUAACGAGGAUAACGCUGGCAUUGGUUACGCAAAGAUCUACAGAGCUUUAUUAAGGGCAACGGAUGAAAGAGUGAUUGUUGUUAUUGGUGGAGAUGACAACUACAGAAAUGCCUCUGAGGAAGAUGGAUCUCUCCUGUCACACUGGGCCCGAAGGAAGGUUUCCUCUCAGUUCAAAGAAGAAUUCAUGGAUGGAACCAAGGGGUUCCUUUUUUCUUGGGACAAGAAUCACAGGGCAAUUCAUGAGGAGGCACUGUUACAUUUUCUUGAUUCCAGGAAGAAGGGUCAAAAAUUUUUUUACAAAAAUAAACCUCAGGCAGAGCCCAUGCAGAGUGAAACUUUAGGUGAUCAAAAGCAGAAAACUGAAUUACACAAAGCAAAAAUUCAGAUGGAAGAGGGAGGAGCGCAUGGAAAGCAUGCAGCUGAAAUCUAUCAGGGGCAAAAGGACGUCCCUACACCCAAUCUUCAAAAAGAAAUGGCUGAUUGUGAUGAUUCUGGGGUAAAAUCCAAGGAGGAGAUGGAACGGUGUUCGUUUAUAAAAUCUGAAACUGUCUACGGCCACUCUCAGGACGAAAUGGAUACGAACACGCCACAAUCGAAAUCUGAGGCGAACCAGUUGGUAGUACUUGGCCGGAAUCAGUCUGAUUUAGCUCUAAUUCAGAACCUUUUCGGUUAUGAAUUCUCUGAAAAGGUUCUAUAUAUCUCCGGCAACCCUGCGGGAUUAAAAGAUGUCCUAAAGUCACAUUCAAUAAAUUCCAUAAGAUCUUGUUUCAUCUUUUUGGAUGGAGCAGCCAUCUUGGAAGAGUUCGCAUCGCAUUACAAAGACCUGCUUCUAUACGUCAGAGAUAAAGUUGACAAAAAAGUCGUUGCUAUCAUCUGCUCUGAUAAUCGUCUGAUUCACGAAGACAAAAUUACUGAAACUCUUGGAGAAAAGGCAUGUAUUAUUUGGUGGAGAGAACCCUUUUCCCCUCAAGAGCAAUCUUCCAGGCGUAGUGCUCCAUUCAGUCGAUCACAAUCUCUUCUUGAUCCUGAGGCAGAUCACCGCACGUUACCAAAGUGUGUCGAAGAGUCAACACUGGUUUUGAAGACCCGACUUCGCAAUGGUAAGAUUUCAUAUGACGAGGUAGAAAAGAGAUCCGGAGAAUGGACUCCUCCUAAAGAGAUAGAGGACAGCUUAUUCAAAGCAUGGCAGUCUGCUCCCAACGUAGAAUUACUGAUAUAUGAACACAGGGAAAAUGAAAAAACAAAACUGCGGGUUAUUGUGAACGAUAAUCGGAACAUACCCACAAUGAUUGAACGGUUUUUUAACGACAUUGCCGCAACGGGGUCUAUUUGUCUUCCAUUUCGCAUAGCACCAUCCCCUCCGCCUCCUGACUGA
Molecule: messenger RNA, 1699 nt
Organism: Pocillopora verrucosa
Lineage: Eukaryota; Metazoa; Cnidaria; Anthozoa; Scleractinia; Pocilloporidae
Source: RefSeq, a predicted model, not a curated record